AGUCAUAGUCUAGCCACUAAGACAGACGGUUGUAAGUUUCAAGAAAAGAUUUCUUAAAAGAUGAAACUCAAAAUCCAAGUCACUCUUUGUCUGAUAGUUGUCCUGAUUAGCCUUGUUUUGGCACAAAAGGAUCCUAUUUGCACUGAUGAACCUAAAGUGGAAGGAAAUUGUGAUGAAAGAAUCAAAGGAUAUUCCUAUAUUGCCGAUAGAAAUAGAUGCCGAAGACACCACUUUAGAGCCUGUAAUGUGACUGGCAACUUUUUCCACACCAGGGAUGGCUGCAAAUCGAAAUGCAUGGAUAACUCACAGCCCGAGGGAGAAAGUGGAUUCAUGUCCUUUAUAAACCGAACAAUGUCGCAGUUCCAGAGCCUCCUCAGUAGUCUCAUGAAUUUUGCUUCCUAAUCUUCAGUUCAUAUUUAUGAAAAUAAAGAUUUGAAGAUCAAAGUCUUUCUUUAUAAAAUUA
This is a messenger RNA of Drosophila ananassae, 463 nucleotides long. RefSeq names its product kunitz-type serine protease inhibitor homolog beta-bungarotoxin B4 chain. Gene Ontology annotation, molecular function: serine-type endopeptidase inhibitor activity. Bases 61 to 402 code for a protein of 113 amino acids. The transcript has 2 exons. The record is from RefSeq and is a predicted model, not a curated record. Lineage: Eukaryota; Metazoa; Arthropoda; Insecta; Diptera; Drosophilidae.